AUGGCAGCCAUCCUGAAAUUCAACUAUACGAUUAUCGAAGUUCAAGACGGAAGCUACGGUAUAGAGGAUGAAUCAGGACGGUGGAACGGCAUCAUCGGUGUUCUGCAACGGCACGAGGCUGAUGUUUCGAUCUCGGCCGUGAACAAUCACCUACAACUUCAACACUACCCAUUCAUGCAUCUGGGUAUUUCAAUUCUUCUCGCUCGAGCGAAUGACGAUUCUGAAAAGAGUUCUAUGUUCACGUUUUUGGAGCCGCUCUCCUUCUCUGUAUGGCUGUCGCUCAUUGGUGCCUACCUCUCCGUGUCAUUUGUUAUGUACCUCUUGGCGAGAUUUAGCCCUUACGAAUGGUACGACAUCGAAAAGAUCGACGAACGUGAUCGGAGCAUCGAGAAUCAGAAGAACCAGUUCAGUGUGCUGAAUUCACUAUGGUUCGCCGUCGGUUCCUUGAUGCAGCAAGGAAGUGACGUGAUUCCUCGAGCGCCGCUACUCGAGUGGUGGCGGUGGAUGUUCACCCAAAUUCUGAUCUCCUCCUACACUGCACAAUUGGCAGCAUUCCUCACGGUAGAGCGAAUGACCACACCAUCGAGAGGUAAAUUGGGAAAAUUCCCAGACAGCGUUCCACUGGCAACUCUGAACAACAUUGUAUGA
Ostertagia ostertagi is the source of this 648-nucleotide messenger RNA. The record is from the annotation of a GenBank genome assembly. NCBI's taxonomy places the organism in Eukaryota, Metazoa, Nematoda, Chromadorea, Rhabditida, Trichostrongylidae.